AGGUGGGCGUCAGUCAGACUCAGUAGUUUGGCAACACAACAACAUGGAGGCACCUCAAGGUUUAUCUCCUGAUACACUGGUAUUAUUCUUGAAGGAUAGGACAUUUGUAGAAUACCUCAAUUCUUUCUUGUUGCUACCAUUAUUCUCCACUCAAGUCUUUUAUGAUACAACGAGUGGUUCGUUUCAACUCGUCUCAACACCUCUACCUCACUAUAAUGAUGAGUCAAGCGCCUCCACCACUACACUCUACAUCACAGAAGAUGACAUCAGUGGAUUGUUCCUUGACUCUCACUCCAUUAUUCAGUGGAUAAUAGAAGAAAGACUUCCAUUGUUCAUUAACAGUGAUAUAUACAGUGAAUAUCUUCUUUGUCAUUCCUUGAAAUCUUCUUCAAGGCGUGUUCUUGGUAAGCUAUCCCAAGAUGAAAGAAGUACUCCAUUUCUUGCUGGACGAGAUCGAAAGAAAUCAUCAAGACAAAGAUCAUCACGGACCCGCUCUGGGGGUCAGCGCUCAAUUAAAUCCUCGAGGAGAAGAAACGAGUUUGAGAACCCUGGCAAGGCAGAAAUGAAGCAGUUUAAGAUGUUCUUGAAAGACAAAAGUGGAUUAAAAAACUGGCUCUUCUGUAUUGACUUUUUGCAAUUGAUGAACACAACUGGUGAAAAGGACAAGAACAAGUUGUUUAAAGAAAUUAGAGAAAGAUAUUUCACAAUUACUUCUUCACUAGCUCUAUCAAAUGAACCAGUCUCUGUCUGUGUCUCUGGUAGUCUAACACUAAACUCAUUACGACAUGUUUAUGAUACCCUAUUGGAAGGACUCAUAAACUACUGGUAUCCCAGGUUUUUGUUAAGUAUUGUCCCAUUCACGUCAUCAGGAGGUACAAUCUCUCAUUCUCUAUCACUUCCUUCUGUCACUCUUUAUGAUGAUAAAGCACCUCAUCCCUCGGAUGUGACCACACCCACUAUAAGGCUUGUCUCUAAACCCAGGCCUCAACUCUCACGUCCCAGUACUCAACCGACUCAAAGUAUCCAACCCAGUCAUAGGACCCAAUCAAGACUAGUCUGGACCAGUGGCAGCCAGAGCUCCAUUGAGCCUAAGUGCAUUAAACUAGCAAAGUUUAACAAGUACCCGAUAGUGCCCAGCGGUAGGACUAGCAUUACUGGGACGCCAGUAUUACCACACACUCUCAGCACUAAUGAGCUCCAAGUGUUGUCAAUAAAUGGAACACCAAUAGCACUGGAUGAGAGACUACCUUAUUACAAUGACAAUCAUAAAUUAUUCAUGAAGUGUUUGGCUGUUGAAAGGAGAAAAUGUGGAGGAUAUUUUCAAAACUUUCUGCAAUCUCUUGAGCAAAAAGUUUAUCUUAAUUGUCUUCACUUUUGGAGGGAGACCCAAAGCUACAAGAUGCUGUUCUUUGCUUCAGAUUUUAACCCAAUCCUCGUGGAGACUAAAGCUAAGCUGAUAUACUCUUUUCAUAUCCUGGAGUAUAGCCAGGCUAAUAUUGAUUGUCCUUGUUAUAUUAUUGAGUACAUAUCAGGAAGACUCUGGCCGCCAUUUGAAGACAUAUUUGACAAAGCAGAGGAACAUGCUCUGAACAUACUUGAAGAGAAAUGGAUCGAACUAUGUCAAAGGGACAGAGAAACCUUUGAACAGAUGCAAUCCGUUAAUUCUGAUUUGAGUCUUCAUCAUGUUUCUGCUCUUAACAAUAAAGAACUGGAUAAACUCAGUGAAGAGUAUUCAUCACUGGGUAGCUCUAGCACUGAGAGUAUGGGUAGUGUCUCUAUCAUAUCUUCAUCUCCUCAACCAGUAACAGUAUCACCAGCUGCAGCAACAGUACGAGUGGAUCCAUCAGCUAAUGAUAGAGUUGCUCCUUCUGCUAAUAUUAAACGAGUCAGUAUCCAUCAUAAAUCCCUCGGUGAGGAUGAAGAGCGUUCUUCUGGAAGAGAGGCUAAUUUUAACGAUGUUAUUAAGAACCCAAAAGAACUUGAGUUCUUCAAAAUAUUCCUCAACGACAAUGGAGGUGCCAUUGAUUUAAAGUUCUGGCUUGAGAUUGAGUCAUUUCGCUCGCUGCCGACCAGUGACAUGGUCCUAAAGAAUAUGAAAGCUAAAAAGAUUAGAAGUGAUUAUUUCAAUAAAUCAUAUCUCUUUGGGGACAGUAGCCCAUUCAGCAAGGAGACACAGAGAGAGGUUGUUUCAUUUGGAGGGAGCCAUAAGCUCCCCUUAAGACCAAAGUCACCAGUUUUCAGAGAAGCACAGAAACACAUUCGCAGCAGACUUGAGAAGAAAUGGAUACCAUUGUUUACGAGGAGCCCGGACUAUCUUGAAAGACACGGAGUGAAGGACCCUAGCAAUGAGACCAAGGAAGAAGUGAUUGAUUCUUCUAAAGUUUAUACUGAGUCUGAAGACACUUUGAAACUGAAGCAGACAUUGUAUGAUUCCAAGAGACGUGAGCUCUUUAAGACAUUUCUGUGCAUUAAAGCACCAAAGGGGACAAACACUUCAAAUAAUGUUGACUUCUGGCUGGAGAUACAGAGAUUUAAAGAAAUGUUUCAUUAUCAGAUGAAUCAUUCUCUCUUAUUUGCUAAAAUGAGGGCAAUAUUAAAUUGUUACAUACAGUCACCUUGCAAUCCAAAGCUACAGGUAACUCUUCCUCUAUCAGUUGCUGAUGAAUUAGUAAGUAAGCCUUUUGGUCCUUACAUGUUCAGGGAAGCACAGAACUGCAUAUUCCGUUACCUUCAAACAGCUUGGGAAGACUAUCAGUCGUUUUGUGAGUCUCAUCCAAACAGACCAUUAGCAGAAGCACUCGUGGAGUUAAGAGAUUUCAUUGCAAAUGAGAGACAAGAAGCAGAAGAGAGAAUAAAAAUGAAGGAGCUAUUGUCUGCUACUCAGUCACCUCUCGCUCACCUUGAAACUGAGGAAGAAAGAAAAGCAAGGAAAGCAAAAGAGAAAGAAUUGAGAGAGUUUGGUGAAAUUGGUGUUUCGUUUAAACUGUCUUCACCACAACCAACCUACACCUACUGUGGACAGAUAUCAUCUCUCCAGCAUAAGCUCCAUCCUGAACUAGGAGGCCCCUCUCAUUCUUCUGUUCAUGUACUUGAUUCAUCACUAAAUAUCAAAUUUACUGAUGUGCCUCGGGUUAGAUUUCAUGAGCCUAUACAGGACAAUCUGGUUAAGGAAACUGGUUUAGCAAGAAGACGGCAACGUUCCCAGUCAGUACCCAGUAGGUCGUCACUAGCUAAAGGAUUUCGACUGAGAAGAAACACCACCACCACAGCUGCUGCUGGCAUUCCUCUGAUUGGAAGUGACAAACAAGAAAUGGUGCCUAUAAUAUUAUAACAAGAUAUUUUAAAAUGUAAUUUUAUUAAUCCAUUGUGUAACAGAAAAUGCAAACAAAACAUGCAUUCUUGUAGGUGU
Amphimedon queenslandica is the source of this 3409-nucleotide messenger RNA. Its product is annotated as regulator of G-protein signaling 22-like. Gene Ontology annotation, biological process: regulation of signal transduction. The transcript is spliced from 18 exons. Gene Ontology annotation, cellular component: cytoplasm; nucleus. Gene Ontology annotation, molecular function: G-protein alpha-subunit binding. The record is from RefSeq and is a predicted model, not a curated record. NCBI's taxonomy places the organism in Eukaryota, Metazoa, Porifera, Demospongiae, Haplosclerida, Niphatidae. Bases 44 to 3331 code for a protein of 1095 amino acids.